AAAAUCGCCAACCAAACAAUCCCUGUCUCAGACCCAAAACAAAACCCUCUCUGUCCGAACUUAACCAAAGCCCACCUGGGCCCACAGUUUUGGGCCUCUCUCUCUCUCCUCUCUCUUUCUCUCCUCUUUCUCUCUCGUUGCUUUGUGUCCGAAAGCAGACAAGAAAUACAGAAGAAAUUGAAAAGCAAAGCAAAUCUAACCACCUUAAUAUUCAUUCGUGAAUUCGAAGAAAUCUCUCAUUAAUUUAGCUAAUUAAUCAAAGAUUAAAUCACCAUCAUCGCCACCAUCCCCAACCUCCUCUCUGCACGCUUAACUAACUUCAAAGGAACUCAAAUGAUAUAGUCAAGAAGACCACACAGCAAACACCAUACCACCACACUUCCAAUUCUAGCUCUGCUUUCUCUCUCUAGGAUUCCAAGGAGAGAGAGAGAGGGAUGAAGCUCUCGACGUUGCAGCAGAGCUACCUCAACAGACGGAGCAACAGCUUCAGAGGAUCAGCGCCGUUGGAUUCGUCGUCGGACGGCGUGAUUAAGUCUCCUGCGACCGUGUUCUGGCUCGUGCUCCAUGGCCUCUGCUGCCUCAUCAGUCUCGUCCUCGGCUUCCGCUUCUCUCGACUUGUUUUCUUCUUCCUCUUCUCCACCUCCUCUUCGAAUCUCUAUCCGGUGCCUUUCCGGUCUGCUUCUGAGCUCGCCGGAACCCUAGACCUCCCCGCCAACCCGAUCACGAACCUCGAGUUCACUCUCAACAGGAAUACCACCACCGCGAGCUCCAGUAGCCGGGUCGUCGUCGGGCGGCACGGGAUCCGAAUCAGACCCUGGCCCCAUCCGAACCCGACCGAGACGAUGAAGGCGCAUCGGAUAAUUGAGACGGUUCAGAGGGAGCAGCGGAGGCAGUUCGGAGUCAACAACCCCAAAACGGUCAUCGCCGUCACUCCCACUUACGCUCGGACCUUCCAAGCUCUACAUUUGACUGGCGUAAUGCAUUCGCUUAUGCUGGUCCCGUACGACGUCGUUUGGAUCGUCGUCGAGGCCGGUGGGGUUACCAAUGAGACGGCCUCGAUUGUUUCCAAGUCGGGGCUUCGGAUCAUCCACGUUGGGUUCGAUCAGCGAAUGCCCAAUACUUGGGAAGGUCGUCACCUGUUGGAGGCUCGGAUGCGACUUCAUGCUUUGAGAAUUGUGAGAGAACAGAAGCUGGAUGGGAUUGUGAUGUUUGCGGAUGAUAGUAAUAUGCACAGUAUGGAGCUUUUUGAUGAGAUGCAGAACGUGAAAUGGUUUGGUGCUGUUUCGGUUGGAAUACUUGCUCAUUCCGAGAAUGCAUAUGACUUGUCUGCCUCCACGAUUCAUAAAAAGGAGGAUGGGGAGAACCCAUCAAUGCCUGUUCAAGGUCCUGCUUGUAACUCCUCCAAUAAGUUGGUUGGUUGGCACACCUUUAAUUCGUUGCCCUAUGUGGGAAAGAGUGCAAAUUACAUUGAUGAUAGAGCACCUGUACUACCCAGGAAGCUGGAGUGGGCUGGGUUUGUGUUGAAUUCCCGGUUGCUUUGGAAUAGAGCUGAAGAUAAACCAGAGUGGGUUAAGGAUCUAGAUAGUAUAGGUGGGGCAGAUGAGGAUAUAGGGAGUCCUCUUUUCUUAUUGAAGGACCUAUCUAUGGUUGAGCCACUUGGAAGUUGUGGGCGCCAAGUUUUGCUCUGGUGGCUCCGCGUUGAAGCCCGUUUCGAUAGUAAAUUUCCUCCCAGAUGGACUAUUGAUCCUCCUUUGGAAAUUACUGUACCAUCGAAACGUACUCCAUGGCCUGAUGCUCCUCCUGAACUCCCAUCUGAUGGAAAAGUAGAAACUGGAGUUGAAGAGCGCAUAGUGAAGCAUUCUACAAAAAUUCGAACAACCAGAGUGAAGAAAAGUUCUCGAAGCAAGAGAAAGCGCGAGACAAAAAUGAUCGACAUGCAGGCUACUGCAAGGCAUACUGAACAAAACUGAAACACAUGCGAUUGACGCUCAAAAUAUACAGUUGUGUGAAUUUGAGACUUCUUUGGAUCUUCAGCAUCGACGAAAUUCAUUUGAAGAGGGAUCACGGUAAUUUUAGUUGAAAGAGGCAGAAAAGCAAAUGUUCUCGGUGGGUACGUACAGUUAGGCACCUGUAAUAGGGAGUCAGUUGAUAUGUGCAUUUGAGUAGUUUCACAAUUCUUUGUUUCUUUUGGGGAUUUGGGUGCUUGAUAUUGUGGCCUCUUGCAGAAAAGUACAUCGACCGAGUCGUGCCGCAUCUGAUCUGCUGCUCCCUUGCAGGAAGUUGUAUUCAAAAUUUUAUACAUAUUUUUCUAAAUAGGAAUUAUAGAGUUGUGUUCAGUUGGAUUUCGUAGAAACGAUACAUCACCAAAUGUAAUAAAAUUUCCAUUCAUUUCAAACCAAUGCCUUCGUGAUUUUACCUGAAA
Messenger RNA from Prunus dulcis (almond), 2422 nucleotides. Its product is annotated as beta-1,4-xylosyltransferase IRX14-like. The record is from RefSeq and is a predicted model, not a curated record. The coding region runs from base 435 to 1970 and encodes 511 amino acids. Gene Ontology annotation, cellular component: Golgi membrane. Gene Ontology annotation, molecular function: xylosyltransferase activity; galactosylgalactosylxylosylprotein 3-beta-glucuronosyltransferase activity. NCBI's taxonomy places the organism in Eukaryota, Viridiplantae, Streptophyta, Magnoliopsida, Rosales, Rosaceae. Gene Ontology annotation, biological process: plant-type secondary cell wall biogenesis; glucuronoxylan biosynthetic process. The transcript is spliced from 3 exons.